AUGUUUGCGCAAUUUCUUUUCCUGACACUAGCUUAUGGCGACUCCGGACAGGGUAAAUUUAUUUUACAAAUGCAUUACCAAAAACCUAGGGUUUUACUUUCUUUCAUAAUUCGAUACAAUGUUAAAUGGGAAAAUUUUGCAUCCUUAGAGUUGCACUUUGCCGUUUCUUUUACAGAGGAGAAGAGCACCUUGGAAUUUAAACAGAACAGCGAUUAUGUUUAUACGAAAACUCUUUACGGGGACGUUGAGGUAAUCGGUGCCUGUUGGCCGAUGCGAUGAUUUUCCACUUUGAUUGAAAUAACAAAAUCUUUCCUUCGCAUAGUACAUAUCCGUUGAUGGCGUGCGAAUUUCCAAGGCUGCAGAUGGGUCGCACUGUGUCGCGCCGAAUGACUGCUGGGAAAUUAUCCGUCGUAAGAUAUUCAUUUGGCAUUUCAUUUUUCAAACAGCCCAGUUAGUCAAAACAAGAUAUUGCACACAUGAUAGAGAAUUUAUAGUUAGCUGCAAAAGCAAUCCGUUUUCCAAAAAGAUGCUUACCAACGCUUUGCCAUUAGUAGUAAAAUUUCCUUAAUAUUACAAAAUUUGUGGAGGAGAGGACUGAUAACAAUGGAGACGCAUGGAGAGUGUGAUUCCCCUAAGGCGAUAGGUCUGCGUUCCUCUUCCACUAUGGAUAGCCCGUCGCAGCUGACAGAGCAAAAGAACUACGGGUAUAUACCCGACCGCAACGGACAGGACAGCGAGGCCGUUUAGAGGCACUAGACUUCACACCAACAGGCUUUGAGAUCGAGCCCAAGGUGUGGCACAACUCGGGUUAGAUAAUGGUUGCAGGCGUCAGUUUUAAGUCAUAAAGCAUUAUUCCAAUCUCCGUUAGUUUUGUCGAUAGUGCUAUUCUGCCUAUAAAUAUAUCCGAUAUAAGCGAAAAUACGCGUCCACGGACAUAAAUAAGAAUAAGAGACGAUCUCGGGAGACAGAGUUGUAUUAACCUGACUGAGGUGAGUGUUGUAUCACGCCUCACAGUAUAUAUAUUUGUGGUGAUGGUCUUCUCGUCGGGGACCAAUUUCGGGCGCUAGUCGUCAUCGCACGCGUUGGCAUUGACCUUAUUUCUCGUACUAGGCUGGCAAUCUUCUUUACGACCUCAGUACAUCAUGUAUUUUUACCUGCCAGUGACGCUCGCACUUUUAUUAGUUCCGUUUUUGUUACUGCGACCGUCCGUUUUCUAACCUGCCGGAUAACCAGGUGUCGUGGAUGUGGUGGCUAUCGCACAUUCGCCAGAUCGAAAUUGAAUUGCGGCUGCGUUUCCGUCCCCCCAUGGACCCGGCCGCAAUUGGGCUCCCUUCUCCACGUAACCCGCGUUUGCUCCUCUGCCCUCUGAGCUGCGUCCGGAGUGUCUGGGGGCUUCGCGAUUUGCUACACAGCGGUCGGUGUAGUUCGUGUUGGUGUGCCAGACUUCAAUUGUUUCCCUGAGCAGGCAAUAUUUUCCUCGGCCCAGGAUUUCGGCAGUCUGGAUUGUAAACGUGUGUGCAGAGUUUGUGCAGCCUUCUCCCACCAGGGACAGCGACUUACGAGAAGAAAGGAGCCCAAUUACGCCGGGUCCGUGGGGGACACAAACGCAACUGCAAUUCAACUUGGAUCUGGCGAAAGUGCGAUAGUCGCGACAGCCAAGGCAGCCCCUUGAUAUUCGAACCUGGGAUCUUUAAUCAUGGAGUUUGACAUUCUACCAUUUAGCCGGGGACCCGCUUUCCUGUCGUCCGUAUUAAUUAUGUUAGGUAGGUCCUUCACCGAUCGAUUUUACGGGACGCACUUGUUCCAUCGUGCCUUGGUGCUCAAACUGGAACCCUUGAAUUCAGUCGCUCAACGACCAGUACUGUAUGCAAGUAAGGUGAUAACGACAAAGACAAGCCUUAAAUAAUGAUGAGACAAUUUCCAGUCUUAUAUAUUUGCGCGAUUAUGUCCCAGAUAUUUGAAAACAAUUAGAUUAAACUUAAGUAAACAGACGUGGUUACAAUUUUGAGGCAAUUCAUGCAUGUUCACAUCUUAAAAUAUGCUUGUAAAUGCAAAAAUUAACUAGUUAAGAUUAGAUUUGCAUACGCCUACGUGUGUUUCACAAUCAUCUCUGUCCUAAAUUUGCAAGUAAAUCUUUCGUUCACAAGCUGGACGGUACGUCAUCCUUAGUGGUUUUCUGAAAGGAACAUAUGCAGCACUCGUGUUGAAGCCUGAGUAUUCUGAUGUCAGAUUCUCUGUUGGAGUACAAUACAAAAGUGCGGGCAAUCCGAAGUGUAAGUCAAAUUAAUCACUCCAAUCAUUUUACAUUAACAUUGUGUCAUUAAUGUUUUUACACCCCUUACUCUUCUUGACAGACAUUAGAGAAGGCAUUUAUUUUGGUCAGAAAAAUACAAAGACUAUAAUAGGGAGAAAAACGCGUCUUAGCGGUCAUUAUGUGUGUUGCUUAUCGAUCAGUUAGAAUGCAAUUUGAGUCAAGGCAAACAAUAAAUUGAUCUUUUCUAAUGUUAGCAGCUUUAGGAAUUGCUUUUUCAAAAUACUGCAUUUAAUGUUUCGUCCUCUAGAUCCACAGCUGCGUUCUGGAGCAGUAUCUGCCUUCGCGAAAGAAAUCCUGAAAAAUGAAAGACUCAUUCAUAUUGUGCUGUUCAGUGGGAGAGUUGUGGUAAUCAUUGGAAUUCAAUUUAAUCGUCCUAACAACCCGGUCAGAAUACUGCUUCUAGGAGUCUUACAUGAGGACCGAUAGCGUGUAGUGAAAAGCAUGCCAAUAUUCAUUUAAAUUAACCCGAGAAACCUAUUUAAUUUUAUAUGAUAUUUGGAACUGAAUAAAAUGCACCAUUAUUAAAUAGAUUAAUUUUAUCUUUAUUAUCUCCAUGUCAAGUAGAUGCCAUGUGUUAGGUUCAGCCAAAGUGACUUUACAUUUUUUUGAAGUGAUUUCGGCCUUAUCAGAUAGCUCAUAAUCAAAUGAAAACCGACACCGACAUCAUUUCAUGUUCGCAUCCUUUUAGAGCAUAUCUCGUACGGGCAACAUUUCGGUGAAAGAAAAAAAAGAUCACAGUAUCAUAUCAGUCUUCGGGUGGUCCAGUAAGUGCAGAAUUUGGUGCUGUCAAAGAUUUUAUAAAAGUCGUGUCAAUGGAAUUGAUUCUUGCAAAACAUUUUGAACAAGAGUUUUCCGAAUUAAACCCUUUUUACACUAGUGCAUGUCUGUUUUUAGGCUCCGAGAGAAAGGAACUUGUACUAUUUACGGGACAUUUGGAAACCGAACCGCGACAAAUGGAAAUAAAGUUUACGAAUGGCAGGAUUACUCGUGUUACCAUAAAUCCUUCCAAUAAAUCGGAGGCCAUAGCCCCAGUGUUAACAUUCAUCGACUACACGCGCGCAUUCAAGUGCACGAAGAAGUAGUUCCGGGUGUUGGAUUCACAAUUAUUUGAAUGACAGUGUGUGGUUGAGGGCUGCUUUAAUUUAAAUAAAGACCCAUGCAUAAUGUUUUCUUUCAGUUUGAAUAUUUCACACAUGUGAGACGUAAAAGGCGUUUUAAGCUGAAAAAAUUUUAAAACAGUCAAAAACACGCAAACUCUGGUUAUAAAUCCCAACAUACCUGAAUACUUAGGGGACCGCAGAUUAACGGCUGCUUGCGGGCCAAUGGCGGAGAUCAACUCGUUAUUUCUGCUUAUCAAUCAAGUAUUUGACGACAACUUGUCUCAAAGUACUUUAAUUUAUCUUGUGGAGAUCAUGUAGGUCAAGAUCGAUUUCAAUGAGAAUCCCCGUGUACUCUUCAUUGUCGCAUUCCAUGUUCAAGUUGGCGAUCAUCUGAGAUUUGCCUUUUCUGCCAUUUUAAAUAGAUUUCUCCCGUCUACAUCAAUGCAAAUACCACUCAGAAUUAAGAAAUUCACAAUAAAAGCAAGUCUAUCUUGUCUAUAGCUGAGGGAGAAUGAGGUCGUGUGAGGCUCGUGGGUCAAUAAAUUGAGUUGAGAUACAAUUUUCGCAGCACGUCUAUUGAACACAUGCGCAAAUAUCGUGUAUACAUUUGUUAAGAAAACACAAAAUUGACCAAGUAAUUGGCAUACCCAGAAGAAAUGAUAGGUCCUUGUAAAAACUUUAUGAAAUACGAUGCAGGUCUUCAUGAAAAACAGUUAUGCUGCAUGCAUUUCGGCAUUUAAUCUAUUUACAUGUCCUCAUAUGUAAGCAGCUACUAAAAAAGAAUAAGAACUUCGGCACCAUUUCAUGUUCGUAACUUUGCAGAGCCCAUGUCAUGUGAGAGGAUUCAGAAAUUCUGACCUGUGAUAACACCGCACCAGCUAAACUACCUCUCCUCUACCUCAACGCGACGAUUACCGCACAAGAAAAUUGUUCCAGUUUAAGCGUACGCAUUGGCGACCGAGAGAUACCAUCUCAACGCAAGAGAUGUCGGCCGUUUUCUACCGACCUAAAUGCAGCUGCGGAUGUUGAACCUUCGUUGGGUAAACCGACCGACGGCAGCAAGCGCGAAUUUACGAACCUUAGUGGGUCAUGAGAAGGUUGGACCCAAAGUCGGAGGUAGCAAAUCAUACAGCAAGGCAAGUGCAAGGAGCCUGGAUGAAUUAUUACACCUUAAUUUUUGUCAUCGUACAUAAAAGAAAACCAGCAAAUUUUGAAUGAUGAACUUCAUAAAGUCGCACGAAGCACUAAUUAUGACACGGCUUGUUUUGGCAGACCUAGAGGAGUAAGAUCUGACAAGAUUGAAUUACACUUACGUUUCCACAUUGAAUGGCUGUGACAUAAGCCAAACCGACAUCUUCGAAGACGGCCGAUAAUUUUUGAUUUUGGAGAGUAGUUAUGCAUUCGUUCAUUGUUGCGUGUGAUUUAUAAAUAUCUGUAGGCAAGAGGAUUUUUCGUGCAGGUUAGACGGCGCGUUCCAUUGUAGCCAGGGCCUGAUUGUCUGAUGUCAUUUUAGGCACGACAAAAAUUUUAAGGGACACUACCAAUACAACAACUUCGACAAUGUCAAGGGGGUAGUGGAAACGUCAUUUAGGCUCGGGGUGUUAGCUAUAUGCAAAGCAAAGGAUAAGGAGAUUAUCAUCCAAUGAAUACCCAAUCAAGGUGCACGUAAAAGUUGAACUAUAGGCUACAUAUGCGUAUGCCUCUUGUCAUGCGGCUCAAUAAAAUGUACUUGGUAAGCCGGCAUACUCAUCGAUGUUAGCCUCGUUAGCAAAUCCCCUUUAUUUCUGAUUUAAAAAGUAAAUUCCCUAGGCGUACAGGGACCUAGUGGAAUCGAAACCAGCACCCUAAUGAGUUUCCUCAAACAUUCCAAGCCAGGGGACCACGGUAAAUCUAGUGCCGCCAACUUGUCAGGCAGUCGCUUUUUGAUUUUUGCAGAAUAGUCGCGCCCAAGCUCACGGGGAAUUUAUAUAUAUCAAGGGACAAAAUGUCUUUUCUGACUGCAGUUUAGGCGGUGCAGUCAAAUAUACCUGGUGCUUGACUGGCUGGUGUCAUUUUAGAGGUCGGACAACAUUUUCCAGACUAGCAAAAAAAUUGCAGGUAAUUUUACGAGAGUGUUGAAAAAUUCCUUCGGCUUGAGGGGCCAGAUAUACGUAAAAGUCCUGUAGCAGACAUUUCAGAAAUUUUGCGGAUACCUGGCAAUUUUUUCGCUUUAGGUUACUAAGGGAAACUGCAAAUGCUAACUGAUUACAUUUGCACGGCAGCACCCACGUCAGCCGAACUAGCCCCGCACUAUUUCGGCGCGAGGAUUACCUAUUCAGGUGUUUAUACCCCUGCCUUAAUCCUAGUUCUAUUCUCCCUAGAUAUUCAACGCAAGGGUAUUUUCGCAUUUUCUAAAUUGUUACUUUAACAUAUGACCAUAUGUUAUGCAAAGAGCCAGCUGAACCCACUGCCCAUUAGUUCGCAGGACAAUUACUGCACAAGGAAAUGAGCUCCAAUUCCAGCAAAUUAAAAUACAUCGUGCCGUGUGGACGUGUGUCUAAUUUUCUUGUACUUACUCACUCGCGAUGAUUACCUUUUUAGGUAUUCAUACCCCAGCCUUAAUCCUAGUUCCAUUCUCCCUUGAUAGUUAACGCAAAGGGAGUUUCCCGUAGCCAGCAUUUUCGUGUAAACAUAUGGUCAUAUUUCAUCUUAAAUUCGUAUGAUCCUCAAGCAAGCGGGACAAAUUUGCAAGACUAGCGAAAGGUAUUGCAGGUAAUGCUGUUGGAAAAAAUUGUUUUGUCUCUAGAGACCAAAUAUACAUGAAAGUCCUCUAACAACCAUUUGAAAAGUUUGCAGAUCUUUAGUUAUUGUAACAUUUUAGUUUAAUAUUAUCAUCACGACUAUCAUUUUGAGUCGCUGAUUGAUCAUCAUGUCAAGUAGGUGCAGUUUGUUUGGUGUAGUCAAAGUGAUUUUGUUUUUUGUCGAAGUGACUUCAGCAUUUUUUGUAUUUCACUGCUUUCAUCAGUACGUUUCAAAUCAAAUGGUAUAACAACUCCGACAGAAUUUCAUGUUUGCAAUCUUUCAGACCAUAUCCUGUGUCGGGAACUUUUCGGCGAAGAAAAGAUGGCAAUAUUCUAUCCCUCUUAGGGUGUGCCGGUAAGUGUAUACUUUGGUGUUGCCAAAGAUUCCGUAAUGGUCAAACCUAUGAAGUUGAAAUUUGCAAACCAGAGUUAGCCACAUGGAACCGUUUCUACACAUCCGCAUAUGGACUUUCAGGAUUGGACUGGAAUUAAGUUGUACUAUUUACGGACAUUUGGCAACCGAAACGGGACAAAUGGAGAUAAAGUUUACGACUGGCAGGAUUACUCGUGUUACCAUAAAUCCAUCCAAUAAAACGGAGGCCCUGGCCCCAGUGUUGACAUUCCUCGAAUUUAUGCACGCAUUUAAGUGCAAGUAAAAGGACCCCCAGGUGUUACGUUCACAAUUAUUUGAAUGGAAAUGUGUGGUCAAGUAGAUGCCAUGUGUUUGGUUCACCUGAAAUGCUUUUUGCAUUUUCUCCAAGUGAUUUCGGCAUUUAGUCUGCUUCCACUUCCUCAUCAUCAAACUUCAAAUUCAAAAGAACAGAAAUAUAGGCACCAUUUCAUGUUCGCAACCUUUCAGACCAUAUCCCAUGUCGAGAACGUUUUAGUGGAAAAAAGAGAUGACAAUAUUAUAUCACUCUUAGGGGGUACUGGUAAGUGAAUAAUUCGGUGUUCCGAAAGAUUUCACAAAGGUCCUGUCAAUGGAAUUAAUCCUUGCAAAAUACUCUGAACCACAGUUUCCACAUGAAACCUGUUUUCCGCAGAAGUGGACUGGAGCGAACUUGUGCUAUUUACGGGACAUUUGGGAACCGAAACGCGACAAAUGGAGAUAAAGUUUUCGAAUGGCAGGAUUACUCGUGUUACCAUAAAUCCUUCAAAUAAAACGAAGGCCAUAACCCCAGUGUUAAAAUUCAUCGACUACACGCGCGCAUUCAAGUGCACGAAGAAGAAGUUUCGGGUGUUGGAUUCACAAUUAUGAAAAACAGUUAUGCUCCAUGCAUCUAGGCAUUUACUCUAUUCCAAUGUCCUCAUAUGUUAGCUUCUAAUUAAAAAGAAUAAGAACUCUGGCAUUAUUUCAUGUUUGUAACUUUGCAGAGCAUAUGUCAUGACGCAAAUACUUCAGUGAAAACAAGAGAUGGCAAUAUCAUACCACUCUUAAUGGAGACCGGUAAGCGCCGAAUGCGUUUUGCAAUACAGCUGCUAACUUAUUCCACCCUGUCCUCCAAUCUUACUGUACAGAAUACAGUAUCCUCUCAACUGACGUCCGAAAUCUCCUCUUUCUAUGUGGGAGGGGACUUGAUGGUGGUAGUGGCUUGGGUCACCCUAUCGCAUAAACUACUGCGUCGAGACUGAGUAGUAAAUUAUGAGUGUAUUACGCAACGUUUUUCAUGUACAGACUAAGGGCGAAAGGAGUUGUUGUGGUCGUAGGACGCUGCAAACCAACUAAAAAUCUACUCGCGAGAGCAGCCUAUAAGCGUCCGGAAAAAACAUUAAAAUAAGAAUCGAAUUUUGAACGUCAUAGAAGAAUCAUUGCAUUGAGAAUUCCAUAUUUUGACAAGACUGUGAGGGCUGUGCAAACAUUCGUCCCGACAGUUCGAUCGUGCUUGCCGAUCAUGUCCACUGUGUGCUCUGUAGCAGGGUGACAGAAGGCUGGGUAACUUGUGCGUAAGUUGCCUUAUAGUGGUGGUAUACUUGCGCAGCGUAUACCUCACAGUCUCCUCCUACUUCCCACUUCUUUCCUUUUUCUUCAUUUGUCAAGAAGAUCGGAGGUGGGAGACGGAGGCGCAUGUGGAGGGUAGGCCUGAGGCCACACCUACAGUGCGUGACCUAUCUCACGAAAUGUUGGCUGAAAUUCUGAAAGGCGUUUUCGAUUAG
This is a messenger RNA of Spirometra erinaceieuropaei, 8348 nucleotides long. The record is from the annotation of a GenBank genome assembly. NCBI's taxonomy places the organism in Eukaryota, Metazoa, Platyhelminthes, Cestoda, Diphyllobothriidea, Diphyllobothriidae.